CCGAAUAUUUCAGGAACAAGCCAAAAGCAGGGUUAAGUACAAAUUCUGGUGGCGGACACAAAUCGUUGAAAAUUACACCUCAGGAGCGGCUUAAGAAGAAAAUGCAAGCCCUGUUGAACAGGCAAUAUAAAGCUGAUAAGAAGGCUGAGCAAUUGAGAAUCGAGAAGAUGGAGCAGCAAAGACAGGAUCGAGAAGACGAGAUUCGAGAAAUGUCUUUAAAGCUUCGUAGAAAACAGAGAGAACGAAGACAUCGUUAUGAAGGUCAUAGUUCUGAUACACGGUCUUCUGUGUCUCGUACACCAAGUCCGAGCCGUAGUCCAAGACAUCAUACUGUACGUCGCGAUAGGCGAGACAUGGACGGUGAUCGCGAGCGGGAUAGGGACAGGGAGAGAGAUCGACGUGAUGAUCGUGAUCGGAGUAGAACAGAGUCGCGUAGGAGAUAUAGAGAUUCACCACUUCGUUCAUUGAGUCCGAGGAACAAUCGGUAAAAUCCCCCGAAUCUAACGCCUAGAAUUGCGAUUACCGAGUUGCACCGAUAAUUUAUAUUUACUGGACAUUAGCGAUUAUCUCUAUUAGUAUUAAUUAAUGAUUAUUAACACAGAGAAGAUCGAUUAAGGGGAGAUCAAUGCUAAUUCAGUGCAACUAAAUAUAAUAAUGUAUAUUUUAUAUGCUGCUAAAAAAAAACCUAUGCCAUUUUACGUUAUUGCAGAGGCCUAGUCGACUAUUGACUUCAGGACAUACACUCUUCCAUCCAAAUGAUUCGAAACCGAUAUUUUGAAUAUUUCCCGUUCAAUUGCAUUCCUUCCUUAAAUCACUGUUAAUGUCCGAAAGAAUCGCAUAAUCGCAUAAUGAGGAUGAGGAGUAUAUAGACCUGCCAAGAUUGUUUCAUAAUGCGUUUUGAAUUAUAUAUAACGCAAUUUAAUCUUUAUAAUGUUAAAUAAAUGAAGGUAUUUCUAUAUUAUAUUUUUGCUUGCACCGAUUAAUUUUCGCGAUGCUUAUAUAAGAAUUAGAAAAAUUGCGGUGAGAAUAGCUAAUACAUAAUGUUAUCGCGAAGAUUAUAUAUACUUUAAUUUCGCAAGAAGGAUGAAAAUAUUCUUAUAUUCUAGGAUUGAGAGUGCACUCUUUUUACUAUGUAUUUCUCUUAUUGUUAAACAUAAUUCUUCAAUAAUAAAGAUGUUUAUUUCACAG
Molecule: messenger RNA, 1188 nt
Organism: Cyphomyrmex costatus
Lineage: Eukaryota; Metazoa; Arthropoda; Insecta; Hymenoptera; Formicidae
Product: CLK4-associating serine/arginine rich protein-like
Exons: 4
Coding region: 102-488 (128 amino acids)
Source: RefSeq, a predicted model, not a curated record